Molecule: messenger RNA, 1028 nt
Organism: Lotus japonicus
Lineage: Eukaryota; Viridiplantae; Streptophyta; Magnoliopsida; Fabales; Fabaceae
Exons: 5
Coding region: 149-796 (215 amino acids)
Source: RefSeq, a predicted model, not a curated record
CAAAUCCCACACGUUAAUGUCAAUUGGAAGUUGAGGAAUCUAUAUAAUUGAACUUGUUCUUUUAAAUUAAAAUGCAACUCUGGCAAGGAUCGAUCAUCUCUUUUGUCAUUCCAGCUUUGUGAGGAAUUAAAUUGAAAAUCUAUUCAAUAUGCCAACUAGAGGUUCAUGGCUAACUAUGAAAUUCAGAACUGUUGUUGAUGUAGUUCGAGUCAGCAGAUUCCAAUCAAGCUAUGGUGGACUAAAAAGAAAUAGUCCAAUUGUGUCAGCAGCUAGGGUGGAACGUCGUUAUUGGAUGUAUCCUAGAAUGCAAUUAUUUAGCACCAAUAGCAAUAAGAGCACUAACGCAAAUAGUUGUGGAGUAAAGAAUGCCAAGGUUCAACCUGAAGGCCCUGCUUCUACAAUGUUCACAUUCCCUUCUUGGCUAAGAUGGGUUUUGGGCUCGGUACUUUCUCUCGUGCUACCUUUCUGGAAAUAUUGGCAAAAAUUUCAGAUGAUAGAAGAAGAGGCAGAGGUUGUGGUUGAAGAGGUUGAAGAAGUGGCAAAAGUAGUAGAAAAAGUGGCAAUGGUAGCAGAGAAGGUAUCUGAAGAUGUGGCAGAGAUGUUUCCAAAAGAUAGUAAUCUACAUAAUGCAGCUUUGGUGCUAGAACGUGCAUCAGAACAUGCUGCUCAUGGUGCACAACAAACAGAAGAGUUUAUACACAAGGUUGAAGAGCUCAAGAAUGACCUGGAUGGUUUAGAAUCCUUUGUUGAACCUGUAAUUGAGAAGAUUGUGAAGAAACAACAUGGAAAGAACUGAUGCCAAAAAAUACAAUUACUUUUCUUGUACGUCAUUCAUUGAUUGAUUGUAUUUCUGUACUUACAAUGCGUGUUAAUUUUCUGUAGUGUCAAUCUGUGUUGCUUGUAAAUUGUUUGCCAGAUUGUUUUAAUUUAGUGUUGACUACUCAAAGCAAUAGAUAAAAAAGAAAAGCAAUAGAUACCUUUUGACUUUUGUACGAAACUUGUAAUUGUAAAGGAUUUUUUAUUUUUUA